This is a messenger RNA of Candidozyma pseudohaemuli, 2952 nucleotides long. RefSeq names its product NAD-dependent histone deacetylase (gene HST3). Gene Ontology annotation, biological process: peroxisome organization. The coding region runs from base 1 to 2952 and encodes 983 amino acids. Lineage: Eukaryota; Fungi; Ascomycota; Pichiomycetes; Serinales; Metschnikowiaceae. The transcript has 2 exons. Gene Ontology annotation, molecular function: NAD+ binding. Gene Ontology annotation, cellular component: peroxisomal membrane. The record is from RefSeq and is a predicted model, not a curated record.
AUGAAGUCGGUCAACCUAUUAGAGGGGACCUCGGCCGACGACACAGUCAGGCUUCACGAGGUGGCUAAAACCAUCUACAAGGCAAGAAAAUCCGUGAUAUUAACGGGUGCUGGAAUCUCGUGCAAUGCAGGCAUUCCGGAUUUCAGAUCAGACGAUGGGUUGUACAAUAUCGUCAAAGCAAAGUAUCCCCAGAGCUUCAUCAAGGGCCAGGAUUUGUUUGACAUCUCUCUCUUCAGAAACCAAGAGACUCUUCUGAUAUUUUGCACAUUCAUGGAGGGCCUUUAUAAGCACUCUUUGGCAGCUAAAGCAACCGAGACCCAUCGCUUCAUCAAAACGUUGAAGGACAAGAACAAGCUCUUGCGUUGUUACACACAAAACAUAGACAGCCUCGAAAAGAGAAUCGACCUCAACUGUGGUAUCGACCCUCAGGAAUUCAAUGAAAUCGAUAACGGCGCUGGCAAGCUGUUUCGGGAAAACUGGAAGUCUCUUGACGUCGUACAACUCCACGGCAACCUUCAUAAGCUUCUGUGUACCCAGUGCUUCAAGCACUACGACUGGACUCCCGAUGCCCAACAGAAACUUGAGCAAGGCGAGAACCCAGAAUGCGAGAACUGCUACCUCAAGUACCAGGAGAGACUCUACUCGGGCAAACGUCUUACUGGAAGUAUAGGAGUGUUGAGACCAGAUAUUGUCUUGUACGGUGAAAACCAUCCUCAAUCGGAGAUGCUUACGAGAGGUCUCAACAUCGACCUCGGAUUCAAGAGUGACUGCCUCCUUAUCAUGGGCACAUCACUUAAAGUAGAUGGAGUCAAAAAAUUGGUCAGAAGUUUGGCCAAAUCAAUUCACGAUAGAGGUGGAAAGGUUAUCUUCAUUAAUAAGCUGCCUUUACCAAAGCAAUGGACUAGUUUGGUUGACUACGAGGUGCUCAGUGACUGCGACGAUUUCGUCAGACAGCUCAAGAGAGAAAUCCCAGAUUUGUUCUUGACACAAGAGCAGCUCGACUCCAAGAAGCUCAAGUAUUCCACAAUGACACCAAAAUCUAUCAAGAAGGAGGUUCUUCUCGAUAUCAAGAAGGAAGCUAUUGCCACGAUGCAAAACAUCAAGCAAGAGCUCAAACAGGAGAGUUCGGAACCUGAGGUCAAAAACGAUGACGCCGAGCUUCUCACUCCUCCCACGACGCCAAGCAAGCAAAGGACAAUAGUUCUACCGAAGACUCGUCCAUCGCUCAAAAGAAAGAAUUCAGGUUCUGUCAAAAGAUUGCCCACACCUGCCUCAAGUUUUUGUGAGCCCAUCAAAGUCGAAUCUGACAGUGAGGUAGAGACAGAAGACGACACUCCGCUCCAAGAUAUCAGCGAGUCGAAGCUCAACUGCGGGACAUAUAAACCGCUCAUUCGCAUGGAUCUGUAUUCUAACGUUCUUGAGAACAUGCUUGUUGCGGAGCAAACAAAAGCAGCAGACGAUAUGGUGGCUCAAUCGGGUCUACUAGAUACUGAGACAGCCUUACAGAAGGAGCCUGAGAAGGCCGAAGGUGCUGCUAAAAAGGUAGCCGAAGAGCAUUCCAAAGCAGUCGAAUCCCCAAUUUCUAGCUACUGGUAUUUGGAUGACGAUACUACAAGAGCUAACCAGCAAUUCUCGGAUCGUAUAAUGGAAAAGUUGCUCUCUGUCAUGAUAGUCGAUGAAGUCGAUGGUCAGCAGAAGCUACUGCCAAUGAGAACAGCGAUGCAGAAGGAACGUCCGCCUUUCUCGAUGAGUGUCAUGAACACGAAUAGCACUCAAUUGGCGCAAAAGGCGUCCCCAAUGUUCGAGGGGUUUGAUGCUAUCUUUAUGUGCUUCUCCUGGCACAAUCCGUACUAUACUGUGGGGAUACUCUUAUUGAUAACUCAUGCCAUUCUUAGGCCGCAAUUGUUUGCACUGUUUCUUCCUGCCUUCAUCUUGGUCAGAUACAUGUUUCCCAGUUAUCUCAGGUUGUACCCAAGCGACAAUACAUUCGUGGAUGGUAGGUAUCUAAAGAGGAAUCCAUUCCCACACACUGGCAAGGCUCUUGGCAAAUUUAAGUCCCCUAAGCCCGCCCCCAUGUAUUCCAAAGAGUACUUGAUGAACUUUACAGAUAUGCAGAAUCAUAUUGUCCCUUACAUUCGUCUCCACGAUUCAUUAAUAGAAUGGGGUCAGCAUUACUUUUUGUUUGAGGACCAAAAGUUGAGCACAAUUGUGUUUUUAAUCUUGCUUUUCUUGAUUGGCUUCAACCUCUACAUCUUGCCAAUAGUCACUCCAUUGAUACUACGAGUGGUGUCUAUUCAAGCAAUCCUCAUAGCAUUGACAUGGGCAGUCUUCAUAAGUUCUCAUCCUGUGGUCAACAAUAAGAUUCUAGAUCUACUCGAGACCGAGGAGGCCAGACUCGCAAGAUUAGACCGCACUGAUAAAGCGGAAAAGUAUUUGAUGACUUAUAUCAGCGAUGCUCCAGAAGACGAACUCAAAUGUGAACUAGAGAUAUUCGAAUUACAACAGUACAAUUUGACUGCAAAAGCUUGGAAACCUGUUGGCUAUACAAAAGACUUUUACUCGCUCAACCAUCCAGAUAGAAUACUCAAGAGUGAAGAAAACGAUGGAAGUGAGAAUGAUCUGUUCGAUGCUCCGUUUAACGAGCAUGCGGAGCCUCGAGUCGUACUGGUUGCAACUCUUUCGGAAAUCAGGGCCCCCCUUGGUUGGAAAUUUGUCGAUAGCAGGUGGUCGAUUGACCUCGAUCCCCACCUGUGGGUCGUGGACAACUGUAUCAUGGACCUUGUGAGCGUAGACGACGAGGAGAAGUGGGUAUAUGACGCGGUAGUGAAGGAAGAUGAACCUGCCGGCAACAUUUACAGAAGACGUCGCUGGUAUAGGUACAGCCAGAGGCAAGCUAUCAACAAGAAGGGCAAGGAGAAGGCUGAGACCGAGCAGCAGGAUCUGCACGAGUGA